Saxophila tyrrhenica is the source of this 1023-nucleotide messenger RNA. It is a transcript of the gene TIF34, whose product is annotated as translation initiation factor eIF3 subunit. Gene Ontology annotation, cellular component: eukaryotic translation initiation factor 3 complex, eIF3m; cytoplasm. Bases 1 to 1023 code for a protein of 340 amino acids. Gene Ontology annotation, molecular function: protein binding; RNA binding; translation initiation factor activity. The transcript has a single exon. The record is from RefSeq and is a predicted model, not a curated record. Lineage: Eukaryota; Fungi; Ascomycota; Dothideomycetes; Mycosphaerellales; Extremaceae. Gene Ontology annotation, biological process: cytoplasmic translational initiation.
AUGAGACCCAUACUACUGUCUGGACACGAGCGCGCGCUCACACAAGUGAAGUUCAGCAAAGAAGGCGACCUCCUCUUCUCCGUCAGUAAAGACCACAUCAUCUGCGCCUGGUACAGCGCCAACGGCGAGCGAUUCGGUGCAUACAAAGGCCACCAGGGUGCGUUAUGGACUGUCGAUGUGGACCCAACAACCACCUUCCUUGCCUCAGGCGGAGCUGAUAACACCAUCCGACUGUGGGAGGUACGAACGGGUAGACUGCUGAAGACAUGGGAGUUCACUACGAGCAUCAAGCGAGUGGAGUUUAGCGAGGAUGGGAGGCAGCUGUUGGGCGUGACGGAAAAGCGGAUGAACCAGUUGAGCACAGUCAUUGUGUACGACAUCAAGCAGGAUGUGGAGGCGGAGCAGGGCGAUGAGCCGAGCCUAAGGAUUGUGGUGGACGAGCUGCCAAAGGUCACGGUCGCGGGAUUCAGCUACUUGAACAAGUACAUCAUCACCGGGCACGAGGAUGGGAGUGUGAGUCAGUACGACGCCAAGAGCGGCGAGAUGCUGCACAACGCCUUUUCUCACGACGACGGCAUGCAAGUCACGGACCUGCAGUGGUCGGCGGACCGAACAUACUUCAUCACCUCGUCGAAGGAUAAGACUGCCAAGCUACACGCAGCCGACUCCCUGGAGGUCAUGAAGACAUACCCUACCGACACUCCAUUGAACUCAGCUGCCAUCACGCCAGACCCAGUUCAAUACGUGAUUCUGGGCGGUGGACAAGCAGCUAUGGACGUAACGACAACAAGCGCACGGCAAGGCAAGUUCGAGGCAAGAUUCUACCACAAGAUUUUCGAGGAGGAGAUUGGUCGUGUGAGAGGUCACUUCGGGCCACUCAACUAUGUGGCUGUCGACCCCACGGGCAAGUGCUACGCAAGUGGUGGUGAGGACGGAUAUGUACGGGUGCAUCACUUUGACGAAAGCUAUUACGAGUUCAGGUAUGAGGUGGAGAGGGAAAGGGAGCAAGGAAUACGGUUUUGA